This is a messenger RNA of Mya arenaria, 2960 nucleotides long. RefSeq names its product renalase-like. Gene Ontology annotation, cellular component: extracellular region. The transcript has 7 exons. Gene Ontology annotation, molecular function: oxidoreductase activity, acting on NAD(P)H. The record is from RefSeq and is a predicted model, not a curated record. Bases 376 to 1452 code for a protein of 358 amino acids. Lineage: Eukaryota; Metazoa; Mollusca; Bivalvia; Myida; Myidae.
UAUUCGUUGAGUUACCAAAACUGGUUCCCAUAUAGUAAGGAUUUUCUUUUUUACCAAAACUGACUCCCAUAUAGUCAACACUUCGUUUCAAUAUAGUAAUCAUAUUAGUAAUUACGGCCAAGAUAUAUCAAAACUGCUUCCCAUAUAGUUAUCUUAUACCCAUAGACAGCUUUAAACCAUUAUGUAGCAAAUAAGUCAUUUUACGACAUUAUCCAUUUUUGAAUCCCCUCUAUCAUUGAAUAAUGAGAAAACGUCUCCCAUAUAACCUCCACCACCUAGCUAAGUCUGAAACGGUGCGAUGGUAAAUAUCACAUCUCAAAAGUCAUUUAGCUGUCAACAUUAGAAUAACUGUUUUCUUUUAAAAAAUUGACUGUCAUGAUAAGUUCUGUACGUAGUAAAGCCAUGGAGAAGAUUCUAGUCGUAGGAGCGGGGAUGACAGGGGCGUCAGUGGUUUCUUUACUGAGACAGGAGCUUCCAAAAUCAUCAUCUCUUACGUUGUGGGAUAAAAGCAACGGGAUAGGUGGACGUAUGUCAACAAGCCGUUCUAACAAGUGUAAAGGCAGCACUGUGGAUUUGGGGGCACAAUACAUAUCAGCCACUCCAGAAUACCAGCAAAAACAUGAACAGAUGUACACAGAACUACUAGAUGCAGCUAUUUUCAAGCAAAUAGAUGUGAAGUCAAUGGAAGGACACCAGGACAAACAACCUGGCAUAAAACAUUAUGUUGUGCCAAAUGGAAUAAGCUCCCUUGUGAAAUACUUUGUGAACAAAUCAGGAUCAACAGUAGAGAGAAGUCAUCAAAUCACCUCAGUGUCGAAGGAUGGAAAUGGGGUGAAAGUAACUACUGACCAGGGCUUAUCAGACACAUUUGAUGCUAUAGUUUUAACCAUGCCAGUUCCCCAGAUACUCCAACUGAAGGGUGACAUUCCUAGUUUGAUAGAUGGCAAGGGUAUUCGUAGCCAGCUAGAGGAAGUGAGCUACUCUUCUAGGUUUGCUGUUGGUCUCUACUUCACCCCAGACACUGUACUGGAUGUCCCCUGGGCAGCAAAGUAUAUCACUGGCAACCCCUGCGUACGAUAUGUGGCUAUAGACAGCAAAAAGAGAGGGAAUGUGUCCAGUGAUGUAGGUCCGUCUAUCUGUGUGCACACGUCAGCUCCCUGGGGCCUGGAACAUGUGGAGAUGGACAAGGAUGAAGCUGCACAGGAAAUACUUGCCCACCUCAAACAGGUGUUACCAUGGUUACCAGAGCCAGCCGAGGUCAAAGGGCACAAGUGGAGAUACUCGCAGGUGCACAAGGGUUACCAUGGGAGCCCAGGUUGUGUUGUUCUCAGUGAGAGCCCCGCCAUUCUUCUGGCCGGGGACGGGUUUACACACUCAAACUUUGACGGUUGUCUGGAAUCCUCCCUAGCUGUACACAAGACAUUAACUGGUUCACUACAGUCAAAAGUCUAAUCUGUUAUAUAACAUACCUACAGGGAUUUAAUCUUUAUACUGUAUUUGAUAAAAUAAAGUGAUAAAUGUCUUGAUAAAAUUUUGAUAUGCUGGAUCAUAUAUUUACUAUAUAAUGAAACAUGUUUGGUAAUAAAAAAGGCAACACAUCUCAGGGAAUUUUAGGAUUGUAAGUAAUUUAUUGACAUACAUUUUCAGUUUAAAUUAUAGUUUAUUAUACCCAUUUUCAAAUGACUGUGUAAAGCUGUGAAUUCCAUUGGUAUGCAUAUCAUCUGCCAUUUGUUAUUAAAUUGAAAUUCCUUUUACAAACAUUUUAUUUUUCUGUACAAUACAGAACCAAACCAAACAAUUAACUUGAACAUGAACUGAAAAUGUACAAACUCAAUUACCCAGGAUCAUGUGUGCUUAUACAUGGAUAUACCUUUUUUAAGAAUGCAAGUUUUGUCAAUUUUAUGCAUGUAGAAGCAAUAAGCAUAAAAUAGUUGUUUGUUGUAAUAUUACGGUAUAUAGGCUUUGAAUGCUGAAUCCAUGAAAAUGAUCUUUAGGUGAUUGCUCAUCUGUUUUUCAAAGAAAAAAGUCAGGGUGUUGACCCAGCCUUUUUGUGGUUGUGGUUGACAGCAUCAUUGUGAAACACUUGAACCUUGACUGUUACUCCUAAACAGCUGAAUAUAUUUAAAUUAAACUUGGUACACCUGUUGGCAGGUGUAUGGCAGAGACAAUAUGCACAUAUAUUUAGUAUGGCCCAUAACGCUGGCCGUAAUAAUGAUUUACUUAUAGCAUUAUUACUUUAAAAAGCGUUUGCAAAAUACCAAAUAUAUGCUUAAUGCAGCCAUGCGGAACAAAUGUUGGAAUUCCUGCAUUUUUGUCGAGCCCGCAUGCGGUGAAUGAGGCAUAGCUGUCACAAUGGUGGUUCUGUGUAUGUGCGUGCGUGUGACCAGACUGAACCGUAUUCAGGCUGUAUCUUGACCAGAAGCUUGAUGCAGUAUAGGAUUUAAAAAAAAAUUGCCAUGAAGUUUCACCAUGAUGAGGCAGAGUGCCGCACACAAGACCCACGUCUGUAUCUCACAGGUCAUAAUGACACUUGUCCGGGCUGUAUCUUUACCAUGCAUUAAACAAUUUAAAAAAAAAACUUGCCAUAGAGGUUCAUCAUGACGAGGCGUAGAGUCGCAGGUUCUACAUAUUGUUCUACUCCAUUUAAUUAUGUGUUACAAUUGCAUGGAAGAGCAUUAUGUUUGUGCCAAACGCUCUUUGAACGGGCUCGAAAUGUCACCAUUUGAAGGCUAGUUUACUUGCUGCUUUUAUUUGCGAUCUUUUUCAUAACUUGUUUUUGAAAUGUGUUAGUUUUGUUUUAUGUUUCUAACAAACAACAACAUUAUGUACGGAGUGAAAGUGGUGAAGGAACUUUACUCCAGUAAAUUGAUGAAACAUAAAAUUGGGCUAAAAUUACAUUUCCUGUAGGACUAAAUAAACAAUAGUCUGCAUUUUGAAAGAUAAUAAAUGGAAUUUAAUAA